Emericellopsis atlantica is the source of this 807-nucleotide messenger RNA. RefSeq names its product kinase-like domain-containing protein. Gene Ontology annotation, molecular function: protein kinase activity; ATP binding. Gene Ontology annotation, biological process: protein phosphorylation. Lineage: Eukaryota; Fungi; Ascomycota; Sordariomycetes; Hypocreales; Bionectriaceae. Bases 1 to 807 code for a protein of 268 amino acids. The transcript has 2 exons. The record is from RefSeq and is a predicted model, not a curated record.
AUGAAGCUAUUCAAGCCGCUCGACUAUCGCACGUACAGAGUGAGCUGGAACUGCGUCAUCAAGGGGCCAUGUCAACCGCCCGAGGUUGAGGCAGUACGCAAUGAUAUCUAUAUUGAGAUGCCCUUUGUACGCGGCGAUCCGCUGGACCCCGUCUGGCACGGACUGUCUCAGGAAGCACGGGAGGCGAUCGCCUCUGAGAUCACAGAGCACUUGACGACACUUCGCCAAGUACCGCCUCCUGCGCAGGACCUGGUGGCCUCUGCGUACCAGAAUCCGGCACAUGACAGCCGCGUAAGCAAUCGAUUCUUCGGCCCCUGCACGCAGCGCGAAUUCCACCCCCUGUUGCGCACCCAUCUUCCCGAGGACUGGAUCCGGUCUGUGCUCGACGAAAACACGGAGACGGUGCAUACGAAGCAGUACAAGACGGUAUUCACACAUGCCGAUCUGGCUCCUCGCAACAUCAUGAUGAGGAACGGACGGCUCACCGCGAUUAUCGACUGGGGCAACGCGGGAUGGUAUCCGGAAUACUGGGAGUAUACCAAGAUGCACUACAAAUAUUUUGCAGAGGACUGGUACGAACUCAUCGAACGGAGACUCCCAUGCUACGAAGCAGGGCUCGACGCCGAGCGGGCGGUCAUAGCAAGAUAUGGCGAUGACAUUGGCACCCCAGCGGUCUUGCAUAGAGAAGGCGUCACCAGGCAUCGUGAAGGGUCGAAGCCGGCCAAGGAGUGGUUGGCAGCCAGAGCUGGCCGUCCGUGGACAGACCUCUGGUCGUUAGCUCUGGCGAACCUCAAGAUUGAGGCGUGA